Anas platyrhynchos (mallard) is the source of this 6962-nucleotide messenger RNA. The record is from RefSeq and is a predicted model, not a curated record. Lineage: Eukaryota; Metazoa; Chordata; Aves; Anseriformes; Anatidae.
AUGUCCAGAAAGAAUAUAGACUAUGGGGUGCUGCCGGAGUAUGAGAAAAGCCAGAUCAAAAGGACCUUGGAGCUGGGAACUGUCAUGACAGUAUUCAGUCUUAAGAAGAGCAGUCCAGAAAGGAGGACUAUACAAGUCAUAAUGGAAACCAGGCAGGUGGCAUGGAGCAAGACGGCUGACAAGAUUGAAGGUUUCUUGGAUCUGAUGGAAAUAAAAGAAAUUCGCCCAGGAAAGAAUUCAAAGGACUUUGAGCGUUGCAAAGCAAGGCACAGAGAAGAACACUGCUUUACUGUUUUUUAUGGUACCCAGUUUGUCCUCAACACCUUAAGUUUAGCAGCUGAUUCUAAAGAUGAUGCUGAUAAAUGGUUGUGUGGCUUGAAUAUCUUGUAUCAAGAAGUCAUGAGUGCUCCCACGCCUGCAAUCAUGGAGAGCUGGCUGAGAAAGCAGAUCUAUUCUGUUGAUCAGACUAGAAGAAAUAGUAUUAGUCUUAGAGAGCUGAAAACUGUCCUUCCCCAAGUAAAUUUCAAAGUGAGCAGCAUGAAGUUCUUGAAGGAUAAAUUUGCGGAAAUAGGUGCUCACAAAGAAGAACUUAGUUUUGAACAAUUUCAUUUGUUCUACAAGAAAAUCAUGUUUGAACAACAGAGAUCGAUUCUCGAUGAAUUCAAAAAGGAUUCCUCUGUGUUCAUUCUUGGAAAUACUGACCGCCCAGAUGCUUCAGCAGUUCAUCUCCAUGACUUUCAGAGAUUCCUGCUACAUGAGCAGCAGGAGUCUUGGGCACAAGAUCUGAGUAAAGUCCGAGAACGAAUGACCAAAUUUAUAGAUGACACUAUGAGAGAAACUGCUGAACCCUUCCUCUUUGUUGAUGAGUUCCUCACUUACCUUUUUGCAAAAGAAAACAGUAUUUGGGAUGAGAAAUAUGAUUCAAUAGAUGUGCAGGACAUGAAUAAUCCUUUGUCCCAUUACUGGAUUUCUUCCUCUCAUAACACAUAUCUGACAGGAGACCAGCUUCGAAGUGAAUCCUCCACAGAAGCUUACAUCAGGUGCCUUAGAAUGGGAUGCCGAUGUAUUGAGUUGGACUGCUGGGAUGGUCCUGAUGGGAAACCCAUUAUUUACCACGGAUGGACACGGACAACAAAGAUCAAAUUUGAUGAUGUAGUACAAGCAAUCAAAGAUCAUGCCUUUGUUGCAUCCGAAUACCCAGUCAUUCUGUCAAUUGAAGAGCACUGUAGUGUGGAACAGCAGCGAUACAUGGCCAGAGUGUUCAAGGAGGUGUUUGGUGAUCAGCUUUUAACUAAACCAGUUGAAGCCAGUGCAGAUCAGCUACCAUCACCAACCCAGCUGAAAGAAAAAAUCAUCAUCAAGCACAAAAAACUAGGGCCAAAAGGAGACAUUGAUGUGAACCCAGAAGAUAAGAAAGAAGAAAAAAAGCAACAAGGAGAACUUUACAUGUGGGACACAAUAGAACAGAAAUGGACUCGGCACUACUGUGCUAUUGCUGAUGAAAAGCUUUCAUUCAGUGAUGAUAUAGAACAGAAUGCUGAUGAAGAUUCAUCAAAGGAGGUAAAGCGUACUGACCUGCACUUAAAAGAGAAGUGGUUCCAUGGGAAAAUGAAAGAGGGGAGAACAACUGCUGAGAAGCUGCUCCAGGAAUAUUGUGCUGAAAUGGGUGGCAAGGAUGGGACGUUCCUAGUUAGGGAAAGUGAGGCUUUCCCUAACGAUUGCACCUUGUCAUUCUGGAGGUCAGGUAGAGUCCAGCACUGCCGUAUCCGUUCUUCAAGUGAUGGGGACACUGUGAAAUACUACCUGACAGACAACCUCACUUUUGAUAGCAUCUAUGAUCUCAUUCAACACUACAAAGAGGCCCACUUGAGAUGUGCUGAAUUUGAGCUGCGUCUGACGGAUGCUGUGCCUAAUCCCAGUCCACACGAAAAUAAAGAUUGGUACUAUAGCAACUUGAGUCGGGGAGAGGCAGAAGACAUGCUGAUGCGAAUCCCUCGAGAUGGAGCCUUUCUGAUUAGAAAGAGAGAUGAGCCUGAUUCGUUUGCCAUGACUUUCAGAGCUGAGGGGAAGGUGAAGCACUUCCGAAUUCGGCAAGAAGGUCCCCAUUUUGUGCUUGGAACCUCGGCCUAUUUUGAGAGUUUAGUGGAGCUUGUAACAUACUACGAGAAGCACCCUCUGUACAGGAAAAUGAAAUUGCGUUACCCGGUGACUGAAGAGCUGCUGGAGCGCUACAGCACGGAAAAAGAUAUAAAUUCGCUUUAUGAUGUCAAGAUGUAUGUGGAACCCAGUGAAAUCAACCCUACAGUGCCUCAGAGAACAGUGAAAGCCUUGUAUGACUACAGAGCCAAAAGAAGUGAUGAAUUGAGCUUCUGUCGAGGAGCUCUAAUUCAUAAUGUCACAAAGGAAACUGGAGGCUGGUGGAAGGGGGAUUAUGGAGAAAAAGUCCAACACUAUUUUCCAUCUAAUUAUGUUGAAGACAUGUCAUCUGAUAACUCUGCUGAGCUUGAAAGCCAGAUCAUCGAGGACAAUCCAUUAGGCUCUCUAUGUCGUGGCAUCCUGGUACUCAAUACAUACAAUGUUGUGAAAAUGCCACAAGGGAAACACAAAAAGCCUUUUGUCUUCAUUCUGGAACCUAAGAAUCCAGAAGAUCCGUGUGUUGAGUUUGCAACUGAUAAAGUAGAAGAACUCUUUGAAUGGUACCAAAGUAUCCGUGAAAUCACGUGGAAAACUGCAGAAGAGGAGAACAGGAGGAAAUACUGGGAAAAGAAUCAAUUGAUUGCUAUUGAAUUAUCUGAUCUGGUAAUCUACUGCAAGCCAACAAGCAAAACCAAGGACAAUUUAGAAAAUCCCGAUUUCAAAGAAAUCCGUUCUUUCGUGGAAACCAAGGCAGAAAAUAUUGUUAAGCAAAAGCCAGUUGAGUUGCUGAAAUACAACCUGAAGGGACUGACGCGUGUCUAUCCUAAAGGACAGAGGGUUGACUCAUCAAACUAUGACCCAUUUCGCCUCUGGCUUUGUGGCUCUCAGAUGGUGGCUCUUAACUUCCAAACUCCAGAUAAAUACAUGCAAUUGAACCAUGCCUUGUUUUCACUUAAUGGACGCACUGGCUAUGUUCUGCAGCCAGAAAGCAUGCGAAAUGAAGAAUAUGACCCAAUGCCAAAUGAAUCGAGGAGGAAAUUGCAGAUGAUUAUGACAGUGAGGGUUUUGGGGGCUCGCCAUCUUCCUAAGCCUGGUAGAAGCAUUGCUUGUCCCUUUGUAGAGGUAGAAAUUUGUGGGGCUGAAUAUGAUAACAACAAAUUCAAGACGACAGUUGUGAAUGACAAUGGCCUUAAUCCAGUUUGGGCGCCGUGUCCAGAGCAAGUGAAAUUUGAAAUUUAUGAUCCCAAUCUAGCGUUUCUGCGCUUUGUUGUUUAUGAGGAGGAUAUGUUCAGUGACCCUAAUUUCUUAGCACAUGCCACUUUCCCUAUCAAAGGAAUCAAAACAGGUUUUAGAUCAGUUCCUCUCAAGAAUGGUUACAGUGAAGACAUAGAGCUAGCCUCGCUUCUGAUUCAUUGUGAAAUGCAACAAGUUCUGGAAAGUGAAGAAGAGCUUUAUUCCUCAUGUCGGCAACUUCGGAAACGCCAGGAGGAGCUUAAUAAUCAGCUGUUCCUUUAUGACACCCAUGUGAAUUUAAGGAAUCCUAACAGAGAUGCUAUAUUAAAAGAAUUUAAUGUGAAUGAGCACAAACUACAGAUAUAUCAAGAGACAUGCAACCGCAGAUUAAAGGAGAAGAAAGUCAGUAACAGCAAAUUCUACUCUUAAAGCAAUCAUUCUUUGAUGGAUGCUUUAUGGAGCAAUUCAGGAGGAGAUAUUAAUUUAUCCUGGUCAUCCUACUCCAUGCAGAUCUCAUCAAGCUGAAUGAAUAGAAGAGGAGGAGGAGAAAAGAUGGGUUUCCUUAAUAAUUUCUUGUUAUAAGAAAAACUGUUUAAAUUCCUAAUAAUUUAUAUUCUGUACAAAGCAUACCCUCUGUGCAGGCCAGACUUCUGUGUAUUCAAGAUUUUUAAAAUUGGAGGGUGGGUAAUUGCAUAGACUUCACUUCUUAUCAAUACCUGAAGCACAAGUUUAAAUCAUCUACUGUAUUUGUGUACACAGGCUGUAGAUAAGACAUUCAUAACAAUUUACAUGCAUGGAACCUCACCACUUUAACAACCUGGCUCCUUAAGAUUAACUGGUAGUGAGUUUUUUAAUUUAUUAAAUGCUGUAAAAGCACUUUUGCACCAGCAUUUUUUUUAAUGUAUGUUACAGAAGAUUGUACUUUCGAUACUGUAUAAAGUAUUUUGGGCAGCUAAUAGCUCAUACUGUAUUGUCUUGUUAUAAGUUUUCUGUUCUCUUUUUGAGUACCAAAUAAUGUUAACUUUGUUGAAACCAAAUAUCCUCUGUGACUGUAGUUGUUUCUUCUUGAAAAGUUUAGGAAAGGAACAAUGUGCGAACCUGUGUUUGCAGCCCCUCUGAAUUUAUAUUCCUAACUUAAGGCACUGGAAGGAAAGGUUUUAAUAUAUGUGGUAGGAAAUACCUGUUUGCAGAAUGGAAAGGUAUUUCAAAUCUGAAAAGCAUUUGCUUUGGUAUACUAUCAUUAUAUGCAAACCCUUUCAGCUGCUAAUGUGCUUAGAAAUGAUUUUUUUAAUGAACUGUCCAUUUUUAAUCUUGCAAUCCUAGUUAGAUGGUAGCAUCAAAUGAUAGUGUUCUGUAAAUGUGUAGACCAUUUUCCCAAAAUGUAUCUAAUCCAAGAAUGAUAGUAUACACAGUCAUUCUUACAGCUUUAAUCAAUUGAAGAGCAUUGAGCUACAGAUGAGAAAACUCGUUAGAUUAGCAAGUGUGUUUUGUUGCAAGAGCAGAGUGAAAGUCCUUGAAUGGCAUAUUUAAAACCAGUUGUCCUAAUUUGAGAUAGUACUAUGUUACUACUAUUGAAUUCCUAGUUUCCUUCUGUCUACAUGGGUGGAGUUUUACUAUCUGCAUGCAUGAGUUUACCUUUCAUGUGUGUGCACAGGAGUUAUGUCUAAAUGACUGCCUGAAUUAUAAAAUGUUGCAUACAUCAUGGUGUAUUUCUGAUCACAGAAAACCUGCUUGGUUUUGGGAUUCAUUGCCUGAUGAAGCUGCCUCAGCAGUUCUCAGUUGCUCUUGCUCCUCAUGCUAUGAAUUCUGUUGUUUCAAGAUGCACUUAAUUGAUGCCAUAGUGCAUUCACCAGCGAUGGUUUGAGGAACUCCUCUGAGGUUUUAGUUACUCUGAAUAGAGUCUUGUCUCUUAUCUUAAGAUGAAAGUGCUGUAAUAGUGUCCUACAGUGCGGUGGCUUCUGCAGAUUUAUUUUUUCUUCCUGGAGAAAUUAAUACCAAUCAGUGAACUGGAAAAGAGAAGAGGAUAAAGUUAAAGGUAAUUCUAGGCUUCUUCCUGCCUGAAAUCCCUUCAGUCCCCAGCUCUGCUUGGUCUUUUCAAAGAUUAGAUGGACGCCAAAGGAAAAAAAAAACAAAAAAAAAAAGGGACAAAAAAUAAAUCAUCAACUGUGGAUUUUGAAGGUACAGCAGUAACUUAGACUGCUGUGUAAAGCUGUGCUUCUCUGCAGUAUCCAUGCGUGAUGGGCUGGCCAGUUGCUGUUGCUGGAAGGUGAGGACCUUUGGUGCGCACACAUUUUGUAGCAUGAUCUGGGAUGCAUUUUGUUUUGUUACAUGAUCAGUCCCUGUGCUAUAUAUUUCAUUCAGCAGCAUGUAUGUGUCUUGUUUAAUGUUUCGAGAAUGUUGUGUUGUCAGUAUUGAUCAGACAAGGGGGCCCAAAGCCCUGUUUGGAAGGUCCUGAAGCUCUUACUUCAGUUGGGACUGGAUCUGUAAGCAGCUGAAUACCAGCUGGGCUUAUACUGAUUACAAAAAAUAAGAGACUGUAAGAUGCUCAGGCUGAGGGAGAUCAAAACCUAGAGCUCCAGGUUGUUGUUUUUUUAGCUCAUUUCCAGAGCAGACAUAGCCAGAUUGCCCAUGCGGGUCAUUUGUCUUGACUACUUUCAUUUUGCAUGUUCCUGACACAGAACAGCCAUUGUGUGAUGAACGUAUGAGUUCCUUGUGCUGCUGUUGUCCAAAUGCUUAAGAAAUAGCACCUUUUACAGUCCUUCAGAAAGUUGUGUGUAUGUUAUGUCACGUAUGUAAUGUCAAAAGUUACGAGGUGGUACUCAGUAUUUAUGAAAAUCCAUUUCAUUUUACAGUAAGGCUUUUUUUUUUCCCCCUCUGAGUAUAAACGCUAGGUUGUAUUCAGAAAGAAAAUACUGUGUUAGCUGUUUGGUUGAUGUGUGAAUUGGGCCAGGCUGUGUACUAACUCUUCUCUUGCAUUGUGUUUUAACUCUGAAGCCCUACCUCUCAAUUCUUUGUCAGGGCAGACUCUAGCAACUUUUUCACAGUUGCAGCUGUUUUAAUAUAAAACUAGGAUUGAGUGUGUGUGCUAAUUUUAUAAUCUAGAAGGGAAAACAUUUAUAAAUUUUUGAAGUUAACAAUAUCUGUUGUAUUGUUACAUUCUUACAGAAACUAUUUUAAAUCCUUAAAUUAUUUUAUUUUUAAUAAAUAAUUUUUGAUAGCGGUGAUGUAAAUGAUGACGGAUGCUUCUUCAUUUAAGCAUUGUUUAUUGAAUUUCAUGACUUAAAUCUCCAGCCAUUUGAGUCGGUAUGAGUGUGUUACUGAAAAGUGGUGUGUUAGAGUUAUGGUGUGUUAUGUUGGAGGUCGGAAGAACGGCAUCUCUGUGUUUUUAAGAUGAACUGACUUUGAUUGCGUCCAUAGAAGUCAUCGUUGUUGCACUUCAUCUGGAUACAAACGAGCACUGCAGAAGGAAAAGGUCAAAGAUCACAUUUAACUUGCAACUCCUAACCGACCUUUUCCAGGCAGAUACUAACUUUGGUUGUAGUGAGUAUCAGAUUUGUAUCAACUCAAACAAUAAAGCAUAACCAAGGCAAAGA